AAUCUCGAGUCCCUUUCGCACUUGCCCGCUACUCACAUGAGUUCUAGAUCGUUUAGUUUUCUUGGUUUUCAUUUGCUCGCCAAAUUUUAGCAACGUUGCUGGUUUAAUCGGCUGCACCUGCAAUCGCGGUUAAUCAGAGAGCGCCGAGCACUAAAGUUCCCAUUGCCAAACGAAACGUCCCGAUUUGCUCGAUUUGGAACUGGAACGGACCAUGAAAACAAGCAAUCUCGGCCUGUACGCUUUCCGUUUAACCUUCGGUCAGGUGAGCACACGCACAUUAAACCAGGCAGCCAAACGGCAGAAACAGCAUGCGCAUUCUGGGGGAAACCUCUGAGUUUUUCGGCCGGGCAAACCAAGGACCACCACAAUCGUCGUUGAGAAUGCAGCGACUGCAGCCGGGAGACGAGUGUCUGGAGUGCCAGAGUGAAGGCAGGAAUCACAAGCUGCGCUACUUUUACAUUAAUCUCGAGGAGCAGCUGCUGAAGUGCGAGUCCAGGAGCUGUUUGUGGCCACACAACGAUGAGGUCUCCUCUGAUGAAGAUCUGAACUCGGAGGCAGCACUUCCCAUCACUGCUCCACAAUCUGAACUUUUUGAAUCUCCUGCUGCUACGCUACCUUCUCACCCUGCGGCCUUAACGUCCAAACCUCCUCCAAAUGAUGACGAAUUUAUAUUGGAACUGCUGCAGCAAUUGACUUCUGCCACAGAAACCCCCCUUAAGACAAAUGUGAGUUCCAGUUCCAUGCCAAAUCUGCACUCGCCUUCAGAGGAAAAACCCUGCCCACAACUGGAGCUUCCCGACUUAAGCUUUCUGGAGGAGAACAGUACCGUAUGCAAGGAACCCCCACAAGCAUUGAAAUCAGAGCUGGGAGUACCUUCAACUGUCGUCUUACCCGACAGAUUAAUAAGUCCGCCCAAGGCAAAAGCAGUACAAACUGAGGACACCAAAGCCAAGGAACAUGUGGCUCAUCUGAAGGGAGCUACGUCCCAAAGCUGGCAAGGCAAAGCUGAAAUACCAUUACUACCCGCUUGUGUGAAGGCAAGUGUGAGGAUGUCUCCUAGCAUCAAAUCUAAGGGGUCUCCCUUCAGCAGUCCGCCCAAGAAAGCAACCACCCAGCCGCAAGGCGCCGACGUUGUCCACACAGGCCACGACGCACUGCAGCCAUGGCUUCACCACCAGCUCGUCGUCGCCCAACCGUGUGGUGACCCGCUCUGCCACCAUGCUGGCGCUCUUCGGCAUCGCGCUGUCCUCGUUCAGCCUUAAGCAACUGCUGGCCAAGAAGCAGAAGCACCAGGGCCUGCGCAAGCUCUAGAAUGGAGCUAUAGCCAGAAAGAUUAGAGCGAUGCCAACGCCAACGGUUGAAGCGGCGAUGAGGAGCCAGAGCGCCAUGUCCUGAGGUCACACAUUCGAUAUUUUCAUCAUCCGCCAUCAUCGUGUAUAUUUGCCUAAGUUAAGUCACCCACUCACCACAGACCCAAGCGGAACUCGGACAUGGAGGCUUGUUUUGUAAUAUUCUGUUCGAUAAACUAACUGAUCGGAGGCGAGGAUCUGUGCGCAUAUAUAGAUAUAUUUUCUUGUUUACACAUGCACACCAUGCGUCGCCAACUAAAAGGAAUAAAUUUGUGAUAAAUCGUGUAUGAAAAAAGCCCAUCGGCAGACAAACUGAACGAAGGAGCGAUGGAGGAGAAGAUUCGCUGAGCUUGCGGGAAUCCCAAAUUUUCCUAUACUCUUUUGUUGCCCGUUUUAGUAAUAUUUAUUUUAUGUGUAAACAAGUCUAUUAUAUACGUAUAUUUAUUUACAAGUUAUUUGCAAACCAGAGAAACGACUAAGUAGGGAGGUAUAAAACAAUAAUGACUUCGUUGGACUGCAGAUCGCCGAGCAGGCUGUGUCAGUAUCCAAGAAACAAACUAGUUCUAGUUCCGUAUUCAAAUAAAUGCAUUAUAUUCAAUUCG
Drosophila melanogaster (fruit fly) is the source of this 1951-nucleotide messenger RNA. RefSeq lists its product as uncharacterized. The transcript has 3 exons. Lineage: Eukaryota; Metazoa; Arthropoda; Insecta; Diptera; Drosophilidae. The record is from RefSeq and is marked reviewed. The coding region runs from base 381 to 1262 and encodes 293 amino acids.